This is a messenger RNA of Macrosiphum euphorbiae (potato aphid), 2775 nucleotides long. Lineage: Eukaryota; Metazoa; Arthropoda; Insecta; Hemiptera; Aphididae. The record is from the annotation of a GenBank genome assembly.
AUGACCGCUGCCGCGGGUGGUGUUCGCCUUUGCGGGCCGCUGGCCUUUUUCGGCCUCGUCGCACUGCUGUCCUCCGGUGCUUCGGCUGAUGUUGAAACCAUCAUCGUCCAGAGACAUGUCCAAAUGCUCGGCUCGCAAGAAUGUACUUACGGCCCGGCGUUUUGGUGCAAAAACAUAACUAACGCUGCUGGUUGUAACGCUGUCAAACAUUGCAUUCAAACAACUUGGGUUACACAGACAUAUCCGGAAGAUAAUGAUGAUAUUUGUACAAUUUGUAAAAAUAUGGUGAAAGAAGCUCGUGACACACUCACCAGUAAUGUUACAUUGGAAGAAUUGAAAGAAGUCUUCGAUGGAUCUUGUGAUUUAUUGCCACUGAAAAUAGUUAAAAAGGAGUGUAAGAAAUUAUCGGAUGAUUUUAUACCUGAACUCGUUGAUACGUUGGCUUCACAAAUGGACCCAAAUGUUGUUUGCACAGUUUCUGGUUUGUGCAAUAAUGCACACAUUGAUAAGCUUCUAUUAGAAAAUCAAGAAAAACAACCAGCAGUUGAUAGUGAACACCACCCAUGUGAAAAAUGCGCUAUUGCCAUGAACAAAGGAGAAGAUUUAGUACAGAGCAUGUCUAGAGAUGAUAUUUUAAAUAGAUUCUUGAUGAUGUGUGGAGAACUGAGCAGUUAUUCCGAUGCAUGCAGUAGUAUUGUAUUAACAUAUCAUAAUGAAAUAUACAAUGCUGUUAAAAAUGGUUUUAAUAAACGUAAUGUAUGUUUGUUGAGUGGUAUGUGUUCAGCAGCAUUCCAUCCACAUGCUGAUGGUUAUGAAAAAUCAAAGAACGCUUUGAUGGGUGUUGAAAUUAGUAAUGCUGGAGAGCGAGGUAGGAUUCAAAUCCAAAAAUCUAAUGGAGUCAGUGAUGAAUUGACAUGUGAAUUUUGUGAAACUUUGGUCAAACAUUUGAGAGAUAUUUUGGUAGCUAAUACAACUGAAGAACAAUUCUCAGACGUACUUAAAGGUCUUUGUAAGCAAACAGGAAGUUUUUCAACUGAGUGUUUGGCAAUAGUUGAUGAAAAUUAUUCACGUAUCUAUAGUUUCCUUGUUAGCGAACUGAAUGGAAAAGUUCUUUGUACAAUAGUUGGUAUUUGUCCCAAAUCUCUUAACUCUCGUUAUAAUCUCAAUUAUUUUAUACCAAUGUACCCGCUUGUUCCAAUUGACCUUUUACAAACCCAAGAAGCCACUAAAAUUGAAGAAGAUAGUUCAUUUACUGCUAAAAAAGAGCAAAAUGAACAUAAGCCUACACUCGUCGUGGUUGAUGAACAACCUCCUAAAGUUGAAAAUAUUAAUGUCAUUAAGAAAUCUCCAGUUAUUGAUGUGUUCUAUAAGGAAAUGCAUUUUGUUGUCAAUGAUGUCAGUAUGCCUACUGAUAAAACUACAUGCUUCUUGUGCCAAUCAAUUUUAAAUUAUGUUCAACAAGUAGUAACCGAUCCAAAAUCUGAAGCAGAAAUCCGUACAGCAUUAGAAAAGUCAUGCUUGGUUGUGCCAUCGUCAUUUGAACAACAAUGUAAACAGUUUGUCGACCAAUAUGGAGAUGCCUUUAUUUCACUUAUAGCUCAAGAAGUUGAUCCAUCAAUUAUCUGUCCAGAAUUGAAAUUAUGCCCAGUUACAGAUUUGUCUUUAACUUCAAACAAAGAUAGUGAAAGUUCAAAUAAUUGUCCAAUGUGUGUUAUAUUUAUGUCAGCUUUAGAAUCCGAAAUCUCUAACAAAGAUACAGAAGAAGUGAUUAAAAAAAAAUUGGAAAAGUUAUGUACCAAACUACCAUCAAAAUGGAAAGGAGAAUGCACAGAGUUUGUUUCGACUCAGUUACAAAGUAUACUCGACAUGUUAGUUGCUCAAGUUAAGCCUGAAGAAAUUUGUGUUUUAUUGGACAUUUGCAAACCAAAAACCAUCUCUGAAAGUGCUGAAAACGAUUUGGAAACAAAUAUGAUUGCUACAGCUGGUCAAAUUACUAUAGUGUUUCCGGGAUACAAUAUGGGACAAUUAAUAGCCAAUGAUUACAAAAUGUUGGAAGAGCCAAAAGUUCCAACACCAUUUUGUGUCAUAUGCGAAGUUGUAAUGAAAUAUUUGAAUGGUGAAAUCAAAGACAAAUCAAAUCAAGAGGAAAUAGAACACGUUUUAGAAACAAUAUGUAGCGUUUUACCAAAUGUUGAAGAAAAUGAAUGUCAAUCUUUUAUUGACUCAAACUAUCAGCAGAUUAUUAAGUUUGUUACAAUUGGAACCGAUCCAGGUAUUGCGUGUAUGGCGUUAAUGGUGUGCGAUGAUGAAAAAAUAAGAGGUAAACAAACUAUCGACCUACCAAAAAAGAGUGUACAUUUGACUACAACAGAACCUGCUGAAGAAUUGGAUAGUUCUAAUAGUUGUGCCGCCUGCGAAGCAUUCGUCACAGUAUUUGAAGAUCGUUUAACCAAUGAUUCAUUUAACAUUGACGAUUUAGAUUUGAUUGAGCUGUGCAAUGAAGUGGAAAUCGCACAUAAGGACCAGUGUAUGGAGAUGAUAGAGUCGUAUGCUCAAUCUUUCAAAAAUCUCUUGAACCACUUUCCUACAUGGAUGAUGUGCGAAAAAGUGGCGUUGUGCAGUAAAAAUAAAAGUGUUGCAGUCAACCAAUUUAGAAACUCCAGAUGUUUAGAAGGCUCGGAGUAUUGGUGCAAAUCAUGGGAUAACGCCAAAGAGUGCAAGGCUGAAGUGUUAUGCAGACGCUCUUCAUGGAACGUAAAAAUCAUCGAAGAUUAA